UCUCCACGUGCGCGACUGCAAGGCUGGACGCUACAGGUUCCUGGAAAGGAGCAGACACCAGCGUUUGCCACAAUGCUGUCAUCCACUGACUUUACAUCUGCUUCCUGGGAGCUUGUGGUCCGCGUUGACCAUCCCAAUGAAGAGCAGCAGAAAGACGUCACACUGAGAGUAUCUGGAGACCUUCAUGUCGGGGGAGUGAUGCUCAAGUUAGUAGAACAGAUCAACAUACCCCAAGACUGGUCAGACUUUGCUCUUUGGUGGGAACAGAAGCAUUGCUGGCUUCUGAAAACCCACUGGACCCUGGACAAAUAUGGGGUCCAGGCAGAUGCAAAGCUUCUCUUCACCCCUCAGCAUAAAAUGCUGCGCCUUCGCCUGCCGAAUUUGAAGAUGGUGAGGUUGCGAGUCAGCUUCUCAGCUAUGGUUUUUAAAGCUGUCAGUGAUAUCUGCAAAACCCUGAAUAUUAGAAGAUCAGAAGAGCUUUCCUUGUUAAAGCCUCCUGGUGACUAUUUUAAGAAGAAGAAGAAAAAAGACAAAAAUAAUAAGGAACCCGUAAUUGAAGAUGUUCUAAACCUGGAGAGUUCUCCAACAGCUUCAGGUUCAUCAGUAAGUCCUGGUUUAUACAGUAAAACCAUGACUCCUAUAUAUGACCCCAUCAAUGGAACACCAGCGUCAUCCACCAUGACUUGGUUCAGUGACAGCCCUCUGACGGAACAAAACUGCAGCAUCCUAGCAUUCAGCCAACCCCCCCAGUCUCCGGAAGCACUCGCGGAUAUGUACCAGCCUCGGUCUCUGGUUGAUAAAGCCAAGCUCAAUGCAGGUUGGCUAGACUCCUCGCGCUCCCUUAUGGAACAAGGCAUCCAAGAGGAUGAGCAGCUGCUGUUACGAUUUAAAUACUACUCUUUCUUCGACUUGAAUCCUAAAUACGAUGCUGUCCGAAUAAACCAACUCUACGAACAAGCCAGGUGGGCCAUUCUCUUAGAAGAAAUUGAUUGCACAGAGGAAGAAAUGUUGAUCUUUGCAGCUCUACAGUACCACAUUAGCAAACUGUCGUUGUCUGCUGAAACACAGGAUUUUACAAGCGAGUCCGAGGUUGACGAAAUAGAAGCAGCGCUUUCUAAUUUGGAAGUAACCCUAGAAGGUGGAAAAGCAGACAGCCUUUUGGAGGACAUUACUGAUAUCCCUAAACUUGCAGAUAAUCUCAAAUUAUUUAGGCCCAAGAAGUUACUACUAAAAGCUUUCAAACAGUAUUGGUUUGUCUUUAAAGACACAUCCAUAGCCUACUUUAAAAAUAAGGAACUUGAACAAGGAGAACCAGUAGAAAAACUAAAUCUUAGAGGCUGCGAAGUUGUGCCCGAUGUAAAUGUAGCAGGGAGAAAAUUUGGAAUCAAGUUACUAAUCCCUGUUGCCGAUGGUAUGAAUGAAAUGUAUUUGAGAUGUGACCAUGAGAAUCAAUACGCCCAAUGGAUGGCUGCCUGCAUGUUGGCAUCAAAGGGCAAAACCAUGGCAGACAGCUCCUACCAGCCAGAGGUCCUCAACAUCCUUUCCUUCCUGAGGAUGAAAAACAGGAACUCUGCAUCUCAGGUGGCUUCCAGUCUCGAAAACAUGGAUAUGAACCCAGAAUGUUUUGUGUCACCACGGUGUGCCAAAAAACACAAAUCUAAACAGCUGGCUGCCCGGAUCCUGGAGGCACACCAGAACGUGGCCCAGAUGCCCCUGGUCGAAGCCAAGUUGCGGUUCAUCCAGGCAUGGCAGUCACUGCCUGAGUUCGGCCUCACCUACUACCUUGUCAGAUUUAAAGGAAGCAAAAAAGAUGACAUUCUGGGAGUUUCAUAUAACAGGUUGAUUAAAAUUGAUGCAGCCACUGGGAUUCCAGUGACAACAUGGAGAUUCACAAAUAUCAAACAAUGGAAUGUAAACUGGGAAACCCGUCAGGUGGUCAUCGAGUUUGACCAAAACGUCUUUACUGCAUUCACCUGCCUGAGUGCAGAUUGCAAGAUUGUGCAUGAGUACAUUGGCGGCUACAUUUUCUUGUCUACCCGCUCCAAGGACCAGAACGAAACACUUGACGAGGACUUGUUCCACAAAUUGACCGGCGGUCAGGAUUGAAGCAAGCAUGCGUGCUCGGCUCACACCAACAGGGCAAGCCAAAGGCACCCGUCCCCGGAGGGAUGGGAUCCAUAACUUGCCCAGCAUGUAGAUACUGAACUAACAGACAACAUACAUUCACCGCUGGUCACCCAGGUCCUCACCUCAUUCAAACCCACUGCUGGCACAUCCCUUUCCUUACUUUGCCCUGUGCUACCAGCCAUGGAAGGAGCCUCUCUUGUUUUUUCUAGAAAAUGGGUGAGCAGGAGAAAAGGAGGUGCCCUAAGAUUGCUCUAAGGCCUAGUAUGUGGUUACAGUUCUGUGAUUUGCAGAACCUGCCAGGUGGAUGGCUACAAGUAUCCUUGUCCUGAUCUGUCUCAUUACGAAGUCAGUGGAGAAGACAGAAAGGUAAAAAUCCCGUGAAGAAAGAACAACUCUUAUUUCACAAACUCA
Piliocolobus tephrosceles (Ugandan red Colobus) is the source of this 2538-nucleotide messenger RNA. RefSeq names its product FERM domain containing kindlin 1 (gene FERMT1). The record is from RefSeq and is a predicted model, not a curated record. Gene Ontology annotation, cellular component: focal adhesion. The coding region runs from base 73 to 2106 and encodes 677 amino acids. The transcript has 15 exons. NCBI's taxonomy places the organism in Eukaryota, Metazoa, Chordata, Mammalia, Primates, Cercopithecidae. Gene Ontology annotation, molecular function: integrin binding. Gene Ontology annotation, biological process: cell-matrix adhesion; integrin-mediated signaling pathway.